AUCAGUAACUUAGCCUUGGUGUUACAGCAUCUGGGCAGGUACGAAGAGUCGGAAAACCUGAACCGUUUGGCACUCAGAGGAAGUAGAAUGAUGCUGGGAUCAUGCCACGCAGACACUCUGACAAGCAUGAGUAAUCUGGCACUAGUACUGCAGCACCAAGGCAAGUACAAGCAAGCAACAAAGCUGAACCAGCAAGCUCUAAGUGGCUUCCGAGAGACUCUUGGGAAGCGUCAUCCUUCCACGCUUGCUAGUAUGAGCAACUUGGCGCUAGUGCUUCAGUGUCAGGGCAGAUACGAGGAGUCUGAGGAGCUGGCAAGGCGAUCACUAGAAGGCAAAAUAGAAGAACUUGGAUGGUAUCACCCUUCCACGCUUACGAGCAUGAACAACCUC
Molecule: messenger RNA, 390 nt
Organism: Macroventuria anomochaeta
Lineage: Eukaryota; Fungi; Ascomycota; Dothideomycetes; Pleosporales; Didymellaceae
Exons: 1
Biological process (GO): microtubule-based movement
Cellular component (GO): membrane-bounded organelle; cytoplasm; kinesin complex
Molecular function (GO): kinesin binding
Source: RefSeq, a predicted model, not a curated record